Molecule: messenger RNA, 918 nt
Organism: Sphenostylis stenocarpa
Lineage: Eukaryota; Viridiplantae; Streptophyta; Magnoliopsida; Fabales; Fabaceae
Source: the annotation of a GenBank genome assembly
AUGGAUCCGCCGCCGGCACCGCUCCGGUGGCGCACGACCGCCAUCCCAUUUCUCGUGGCGGUCCUCCUUCUAUCGACUGUCUCCCCUUCGCGCGCAAUCUACUGCGACGAAGAUGAUUGCUAUGAUUUGCUUGGGGUUUCUCAAAGUGCCAAUGCUUCCGAAAUCAAGAAAGCUUACUACAAACUAUCUUUGAAGUAUCAUCCAGAUAAGAACCCUGAUCCAGAAUCGCGAAAGCUGUUUGUUAAAAUCGCCAAUGCUUAUGAGAUUUUAAAGGAUGAGGCCACGCGCGAACAAUAUGAUUAUGCAAUUGCACAUCCGGAGGAGGUGUUUUAUAAUACUGCGCGCUACUAUCGGGCAUACUAUGGUCACAAGACGGAUCCUCGUGCUGUGUUGGUUGGCCUUCUUAUUAUUCUUUCAGGUUUUCAGUAUCUAAAUCAAUCAACAAGGUAUAAUCAGGCUGUAGCCAUGGUCAAGAAGACACCUGCAUAUAAAAAUAAACUAAGGGCUUUGGAACUUGAACGCAGUGGAGGGAUUACAAACAAGAAGAAGAGUCAGAAGAAUUCGAUCAAGAAAGUGGAGAAAGACCUUAGCAAUGAGCUCGACCUGCAGAUAACUGGAGCUGAAAGGCCCUCUGUGUGGAAACUUCUCGGUGUCCGCUUUGUUCUAUUACCUUAUACCUUGGGCAAGCUGCUGUUGUGGUCUUCCUGCUGGUUUUGGAGAUACAAAGUGAAAAAGCACCCUUUUUCUUGGGAGGAUGCUUCUUAUCUGACACAAAGAUCUCUUGGUAUUCCUCUCGAUAGAUGGAGAAAUAUAGAUGAAGCAACAAAGGAAGAUCUUGUGCUCAAACGCUUAUGGGAGAAGUCCAAUAUGGAGAGCUAUGUAGCAGAGAUGCGGAAAGAAUCAAAGCGCAGAAGAUAG